AUGGUAGCUCGGCACAUCAAUAAAGCAUUCUCUCAAGCAACUGCGUGCACUGGGAUGCUUGGAGUCGGGGCUGGUCGAGCCGCUGAUAUCUAUCACUACCCUGACGAGGACUUUCCUCCUGUGCGUCUGGAAACCAACGAAGACAGGAUCUCCGGAAACGAUGCUGCCUUCUUCAAACGGCAUUGGGUGAAAAAUAUCGAUAUGCUUAGAGGAUUGAGGUCUGGACUAGACACUGGAUGUACUGAUGCCAAUGGUCUUCAUAGAGGGAUGAGAAAUACAGACUACAAAGUUUCAUCUCGGUAUCCAACCUCUGGCCAGUAA
Molecule: messenger RNA, 321 nt
Organism: Desarmillaria tabescens
Lineage: Eukaryota; Fungi; Basidiomycota; Agaricomycetes; Agaricales; Physalacriaceae
Exons: 4
Coding region: 1-321 (106 amino acids)
Source: RefSeq, a predicted model, not a curated record